AUGGCGGUCCGUGGAGGCGACGUGAUGUGUUCGCGGUCCGGGUCUGCAUCUGCUGCCGACCACCCACCUUUAGUCGUGCCCAUGUCCAAGGAGCAGAAACCGAGGAAGAGGAGGGGAGCUUUCAGCCUGACCAGGAUGAAGUCCCGCAACUGCUCCCAUCAGCAUCAGCCCGCCGCAAACAACAACAUGCCGUUCAUGAUCCACUGCCAGAUCGGCAAGGAGAUCAAACAUAUCUGCAGCAACUGCCGGGGAGCCGAGCCGCUGGACGCCGAGGAAGUGGAGAGGUUGGCAGCGAUGCGCUCUGAUUCGCUGGUUCCAGGCACACACACACCUCCCAUUCGGCGGCGGAGCAAAUUCGCCAACCUGGGACGUCUCUUUAAACCCUGGAAAUGGAGGAAGAAGAAGAGUGAAAAGUUCAAGCAGACCUCUGCCGUGUUGGAGAGGAAAAUGUCCACUCGCCAGAGCAGAGAGGAGCUUAUCAAGAAAGGAGUGCUGAAGGAGGUUUAUGACAAAGACGGCUCGUCCUCGGCGGUACUCCAGGAGGUGAAGAUGGAGAAUGGGCGUUCUCCGGUGCUUGGCUCCAGCCUGUCAGAGUCUGAAGGUACUGAGCUGAUGGAAGGAGCAGCUGCAGCUGUAGGCUCUCUGGAGUUUCAGUUGCCAAAAGAGGGCACAUGUCAACAGGACCAUGCCCAAAAAUCCAUGAAGAAGUCCACUGUGUAUCAGUCUGAUUGCGCUGAAUCAACGCUCUCCAGACCUCCUACGCUACACAAACAACCUCCUGCGCUGCCACCCAAACCCUUCAACAGGCUACCUAAUCACAUUGCAGACGGUGCCCCGGUGAAGUUGCCGUGUAUGUCGGCGAAGUUAUCUCCUCCUCUACCUCCAAAGAAGCUCAUGAUCUCCAUACCGGCAGGGAGCAUGGAGCCGUCUUCACUCGCCUUCCAGAAGUGCCCCCCUCCCAGCCAUGCUCCAAUGGGCGGGCACUCACUGCAGUACGGGGGGCUCCCCCUCCACCCCCCCAGCCGAAUCAUAGAGGAGCUCAACAAGACCCUUGCCCUUACUAUGCAGAGGUUUGAGAGCUCCAUGAUGCACACGGUUCCCACGGUGAUGAUCGAGUGUGACAACGACAAAGAGAACCUCCCUAACGAGGCGGACUAUGAGGACCUGCCUGAGGAAGACGAGGAGGAGGAAGAAGAAGAGGAGGAGGAAGAAGAUGACGAGGAGGAAGAUGAAGAUGAGGAGGAAGAUGAUGAUGAUACAUUGUUUUCAAGCACACUGGCGAUGAAGAUUUUACGAAAGGACUCUCUGGCCAUCAAGCUGAGUAACCGUCCAUCGAAGAGUGAGCUGGAGGACAAAAACAUCCUGCCGAUGCAGUCGGACCAAGAGAGAUUUGAGUCUCGACAACAAACAGCUACCAAACUGACCAGGCGAUUGAGUCAACGGCCAACAGUAGAGGAACUGGAGCAGAGGAAUAUACUCAAACCUCGAAAUGAUCUGGAGGAGCAGGAGGAGCUGAGGGAAAUCAAGAAACAUUUGUCCAAAAAGCUCAGCCAGAGGCCAACAGUAGAGGAGCUGAGGGAGGCAAAGAUCCUCAUUCGCUUCAGUGACUAUGUAGAGGUCGCUGAGGCUCAGGACUACGACAGGAGAGCAGACAAGCCAUGGACUCGGCUGUCAGCUGCUGAUAAGGCUGCCAUCAGGAAGGAGUUGAAUGAGUUUAAGAGCUCAGAGAUGGAGGUGCAUGAGUCCAGCCGUCAUUUUACCAGGUUUCAUCGGCCAUAGGAUGGAUCAGUGAGACAAUCGGCCAUGCUUUUAUACUUCCACACAGAGCUUGAAGUGGUUAGACUGCUACCUGCUGCCCUCACACUGCUACCUUUUCCAGCGUCGACUUCAACCUGACAGUCUGGACAUGAACACAACCCGUGUGCUGCGGCCGUUACAGGAAACAUGAACAAACACUUUUACAAACACAAAUGGAUUCAACUCUGAACUGGCGUCUCCCCUCAGUGGAAAUUUUACAAACUUCUUUUUGUUCAAAUGCUUUUCGUUGUUUUUUUUUUAAAGCUGAAAAGGCAGCGAUUUUAUUUAUUUUUUUAACACUGCUUUAGUCAAACAGAAUCUGUGCCAAUUUGGAGGAUGGGAACCAAAGGCUGUGAAGAUGGGACUUUAUUUCACACAGGGGAUUGUUUUCUUGCCUUUCAAAAUGGUCUAACUGUCCUCUCUCAACUGGAGGACUUACUGUCCUUAGGGGUUUUGUUGUGUUGGCACAGUUUAAUUCCAUAGCUGACAUCUUAAUGAUCGUUUCUCAAUUUGCCGGAGGAAUCAAAAUGGCAGCUGAAUCUUUAGCCAAAAUGACCUAAAAUCCUAAAGUCCCCAAAUGCUCUCUGCAAGCCGGUAGCAGUGAAAAUUAAGAUCUCCUCCUACCACAUACACAUUAAUCAACUAAGCAAUAAUUUCAGAUUUUUUUUUCAUUUGCAUAUCUGUUUCUGGGCUGUAUUCAAGAGCUCAAAACACUCUUCAGACUUCAGAUUCCCAUUUUAAACCAAAGCAACUUGACCUGCUGUGGAAGUCGUGAUCUUGAAUGCAUCCCAGAGUGACUGCUGUUGAGAGUUCAGUAACACGCGGUUUCACUUUGCCUACAGUGUUUACAGGGAUUUAAAAGUUGCCAAAUUAUCUUCUUUGAUACAGAAAAUGAUCUGUAGACACAGCAAAGUUACAGAUCUCUCUGCAAAACCACAAGAAGGUAGCCUUUUUUUUUUGUA
Messenger RNA from Anoplopoma fimbria (sablefish), 2759 nucleotides. RefSeq names its product phosphatase and actin regulator 1 (gene phactr1). Gene Ontology annotation, biological process: cell motility; stress fiber assembly. Lineage: Eukaryota; Metazoa; Chordata; Actinopteri; Perciformes; Anoplopomatidae. Gene Ontology annotation, molecular function: actin binding. Bases 1 to 1779 code for a protein of 592 amino acids. The transcript is spliced from 14 exons. The record is from RefSeq and is a predicted model, not a curated record.